Messenger RNA from Quercus lobata, 480 nucleotides. RefSeq lists its product as uncharacterized. The transcript is spliced from 2 exons. Bases 1 to 480 code for a protein of 159 amino acids. The record is from RefSeq and is a predicted model, not a curated record. Lineage: Eukaryota; Viridiplantae; Streptophyta; Magnoliopsida; Fagales; Fagaceae.
AUGGAUCCUGAUGUAAUGACUACGCUUUUGGGAGAUGUUAUCUACAAUAUAGAAGAAGAAGAAUACUGGGAGGCUUGCCAACAUGCAUUGAAAAACCCAUGUGAAGUAGGAACAGAUGAUGAAAAUGAUGAAGGGGGAGAAGCCCCUAGUGAUGAUGGUGAAGGUAGUAAUAGCAAGAGUGAUAAUAGUGGCGGCAAUAGUAGUAGUGACAUUGGAGAUGGUGGGGAAAAUAAAAGCAAUGAUAUUGAUAGUGAAAAGAGCAGUAAUGAAGACUAUAAUAGCCAAGAUAGUGGCAAUGAUAGGGGAGAACCCCUUAAGGAUGAUGCAGAAGAUGUGGGUAGAGAUAUAAAGGAUGAUGUAGAAGUCGAGGAUGAAGAUGUAGGAGAUGAUGUAGAAGCCAAGGUUGAAGAUGUAGAGGAGGAUGUAGAAGCUGAAGGUGAAGAUUAUGAUGAAUACCCCAAUGGGCGACCUUUGGAUUAG